AGUAGCUCCGCAGAAGCGAAAAAUAGGAAGAUGGCGGACCUCCGUGGUCUGCUGUCCUCUUUUGUAUUUUUGAUAUAUUUAACAAGUGGUGAGAAGCUGAGUUCAGAGCAAUGUCGAGAGCUUGGCUUCACUACUAAUCUCUUCUGCUCCACUUGUAAUGAGUUAGCAAACUUUGAGCUACAAAAACUCAGUGAGGACUGUCAUCAGUGCUGCCAGGAAGACAAGGACGAGGAGAAAAAUGAACAGCUGUUUCCAUUUGCUGAGCUACAGGUGUGUCAAUGAAAAUUGGGGAGAUAUCCACAGGUGCAAGCUUUUGUGAAGAGUGACCGUCCCUCACAGUUCCCUGGGUUAAGGGUGAAGUAUGUGAGGGGGGCUGAUCCUGUCAUCAAACUGUUGGAUGAUAACCGCGUGGUGCAGGAGACACUCAGCAUUGAGAAGUGGAACACAGACUCUGUGGAGGAAUUCUUCCAUGAGCGCCUAAGGAAAUAAAUUCUUGUUCAGUUGAAUUUUACAUUGCUGUACAUGGUGAGAACACACUUGACAUGGACAAUAGACUGUGUCAUGCCUUGUUGUUAGCAAUGGCAUAUUUUACUGAACAGAUUUCUUUCUAUGCAGUCUCAGGAUAUUUUUUAAAUAAUCAUGACUAUAAAGCUGAUGUAAUGUACAGUGCAGUGACUCAUUGUCUAAGCAGAUCUCUUUGUUACUUGUUAUAUGUCAAUUUUGUGAAUGAUACAUCACUUAUCAUCUUUUAUUGAUAUGAGAUACUUACAACAUUGAUUUUUUUUGUUCUGUUGAAUGUUUUGACCCUAGAUAAUUUAUUAGGGGGAAAAAAGAAAUUAUUAAUAUUGUUAUUUGUUAUGUUUUAAAAAAUAAACUGUAGUGUAAAUUCUUUGUAUUGGACCACAAUUAUGUAUGUGAAAGUUAAAUUACUUGAUCAGUUAUUGCCACCUGGUUGUAGAUGUAAAAGUUGCAUGGAUAUUGUGUUAGUUUUCAGUACAUAUGGCAGUAUUACAGUAUAAACUUAAAAUAUCAAGAAACAGAUCAGGAACAUUAAAAAUUUCAGAUUUUCAUCAAAGUAAGAAGAGAACUAGACAUCCUGGGCACUGCUACAGUGGGUUUCUGUCUCCAUGAAGCUUCAGCAUCAAACCCUGCGGUGUGCUGUAGUUGAGAUACUGACAGAGGUCCUGUGUAGAUUGCAUUAGCUGGUAUUAUACAUAUAUAACUGUACAGAAGCAAUGUUGUAUAUUUAUUUCAUCAAUAAAAAAUUCUUUCAAAAACAUUUGUGAUAUAUUUGUGCUGAAAGAUGGUCCAUCAGUUUAUAGUGAAAAUAACUUUUUUCAAAUCA
Lingula anatina is the source of this 1345-nucleotide messenger RNA. Its product is annotated as selenoprotein F-like. The record is from RefSeq and is a predicted model, not a curated record. Lineage: Eukaryota; Metazoa; Brachiopoda; Lingulata; Lingulida; Lingulidae. Gene Ontology annotation, molecular function: oxidoreductase activity. Gene Ontology annotation, cellular component: endoplasmic reticulum lumen.